Molecule: messenger RNA, 2789 nt
Organism: Scomber japonicus (chub mackerel)
Lineage: Eukaryota; Metazoa; Chordata; Actinopteri; Scombriformes; Scombridae
Gene: lrrc8db
Product: leucine rich repeat containing 8 VRAC subunit Db
Exons: 2
Coding region: 234-2789 (851 amino acids)
Molecular function (GO): protein binding
Source: RefSeq, a predicted model, not a curated record
UCAACAUCCAGCAGCUGGUGCUGGCGCGCCGGCUGUGUCGCCAGUCAGAGGCAGAGGACCCGACCAUCUGAAGCGGGGUGGGGGUAGUCUGCUAAGCCGCUUACAGCAAACGGGCCCACGGUUGAAUUGAUGCAAAGAAUGAACGGCUUCAUCACAACAGAAAAACAUGGCUGAUAAGAUGCGUCGUUGUUCGGUACUGGCAUCGACAUAACUGGAUCAGACCUGCUGAAGGAAUGUUCACCCUCACAGAAGUAGCCUCCCUGAACGACAUCCAGCCAACAUAUCGAAUACUGAAACCAUGGUGGGAUGUCUUCAUGGAUUAUCUUGGCAUUGUCAUGCUGAUGUUGGCAAUAUUUGCUGGAACUAUGCAGUUAACCAAGGACCAAGUGGUUUGUCUCCCUGUGCUGGAGCAAACUCCAGACAAGGCCGGGGGCUUCUUGGCACCCCAACCCCCAGAGGCAGCUGAUGGUUUAUGGAACAGAGAGAGCGCCAUCGGGGAGCAAGCCGCUCCACUGAUGGCUAAAAGGCCUCCUGAUAGCAUUGCCCCCACAAUUCAAAUCACACCGCCAGCCACUUUUAGGCAACCUCCCCCCACGGGUGUCAGAACCAAGUUGGAUUUCCAGCAGUAUGUUUUUGUCAACCAGAUGUGCUACCAUGUAGCCCUUCCUUGGUACUCCAAAUAUUUCCCAUACCUUGCUCUAAUCCAUACUAUUGUAUUAAUGGUCAGUAGCAACUUCUGGUUCAAAUACCCAAAGACAAGUUCAAAAAUAGAGCAUUUUGUUUCAAUCCUUGGAAAAUGUUUCGAAUCACCUUGGACCACUAAAGCAUUGUCUGAGACUGCGUGUGAGGACUCAGAGGAGAACAAGCAGAGGCUGGCUGGGGCCUCCUCCCUUCUGAAACAUCUGUCCACAAGCAGCGAGGAGGGGAGUCCAAACCAGUCCGCCCCAAUGCUGACUAAAUCCGGGGUCACCUUUUCUGCAGAGAAGCUUGUGAGUGAAGUUCCCUGCAUGACCAUACUGGACAAGAAAGAUGGCGAGCAAGCAAAGGCCCUGUUUGAAAAAGUCCGGAAAUUCCGUGCUCAUGUGGAGGACAGUGACUUGAUUUACAGGCUAUAUGCCAUUCAGACAGUCAUCAAAACAGUGAAAUUCAUUUUGAUCCUUUGCUACACAAUGACAUUUGUCGCCUCUAUAGAUUUUGACCACGUAUGUGAGCCUGAAAUAAAGCAUUUGACUGGAUAUACUAAGUUCCAAUGUACACACAACAUGGCAUUCAUGCUAAAGAAACUGCUUGUCAGCUAUAUUGCUAUCAUAUGUGUUUAUGGCGUAAUCUGUAUAUACACGCUGUUCUGGCUUUUUCGGCGACCACUUAAGGAGUAUUCCUUUGAAAAAGUCAGAGAGGAGAGCAGCUUCAGUGACAUUCCUGAUGUUAAGAAUGACUUUGCUUUCCUCCUUCACAUGGUCGAUCAGUAUGACCAGCUGUACUCAAAGCGUUUUGGUGUUUUUCUCUCUGAGGUGAGUGAAAACAAACUUCGAGAGAUCAGCCUGAACCAUGAGUGGACCUUCGAGAAGCUGCGGCAGCAUGUGACUCGCAACCCUCAAGACAAGUUGGAACUUCAUCUUUUCAUGCUAUCUGGAGUGCCGGAUGCUGUGUUUGAUCUCACAGAUUUGGAAAUCCUUAAACUAGAAUUAAUUCCAGAGGCUAGGAUUACGGCUAAAAUUUCACAAAUGGUAAACCUCCAGGAGCUGCACUUGUAUCACUGCCCGGCCAAAGUUGAACAGACUGCUUUCAUUUUUCUUCAGGAUCACCUCCGAUGCCUUCACGUCAAAUUCACAGAUGUUGCUGAGAUCCCUAGCUGGGUAUACUUGUUGAAAAGUUUAAGGGAGCUGUACUUAGUUGGUAAUCUGAACUCUGAAAACAACAAAAUGAUCGGACUCGAGUCUCUCCGAGACCUCAGACACUUAAAAAUUCUGCACCUCAAAAGCAACCUCACAAAGAUUCCCACAAACAUAACAGAUCUGUCUCCGCAUCUCAUCAAGUUGGUAGUUCAUAAUGACGGUACAAAACUCUUAGUGCUGAAUAGUCUCAAGAAAAUGAUGAAUCUUGCAGAGCUGGAGCUUCAUAACUGUGAGUUGGAGCGAAUCCCCCACGCUAUCUUCAGUUUGACCAACCUUCAGGAACUUGAUCUAAAAUCCAAUCACAUUCGUACCAUUGAAGAGAUCAUCAGCUUCCAGCACCUCAAAAGACUGACGUGCCUCAAACUUUGGCACAAUAAGAUCAUCUCCAUUCCAUUGUCAAUUAGCCACGUCAAAAACCUUGAGUCACUCUAUCUCUCACACAACAAACUCGAGUCUCUGCCCUCGUCAUUAUUCAACCUUCUGAAGUUGAGGUACCUUGACGUUAGCCAUAACUCUGUAGCAGUAAUACCUCUGGAAGUGGGCUUUUUGCAGAACCUCCAACAUUUUGCAAUUGCGGGCAACAAAGUCGAGGUAGUUCCCAAGCAACUGUUCAAGUGCAACAAACUGAGGACAUUAUGUCUCAGCCACAACUGCAUCUCCUCCAUUCCAGAGAAAAUUGGCCAACUAGCACAGCUGACGCAUCUGGAACUGAAAGGGAACUGCCUGGAUCGUCUCCCAGCUCAGCUCGGUCAGUGUAGCCUCAUCCGCAGAAGCUGCCUGAUUGUGGAGGAUCACCUCUUUGACUCGCUCCCCAUGGAGGUCAAAGAGAGCAUCAAUCAGGAAUCCAGUGUUUCUUUUGCAAAUGGAUGCAAGUGUUUAAGUGACGGACGGUAG